Messenger RNA from Hevea brasiliensis (rubber tree), 1645 nucleotides. Its product is annotated as spermine synthase. Gene Ontology annotation, biological process: spermidine biosynthetic process. The record is from RefSeq and is a predicted model, not a curated record. The transcript is spliced from 11 exons. Gene Ontology annotation, molecular function: spermidine synthase activity. Lineage: Eukaryota; Viridiplantae; Streptophyta; Magnoliopsida; Malpighiales; Euphorbiaceae. Bases 248 to 1357 code for a protein of 369 amino acids. Gene Ontology annotation, cellular component: cytosol.
CAAAAUUUCUGCAAGUGUGCGGCUUUAAAAUCCAUUCCUCACGCCAUUUCCUUCCAUCUCCAAAACAGAGCAAAAGCCUCCAAGCAGAGAGAGAGAGAGAGAGAGAGAGAGAGAGAGAGACUCGCUCGUUUCCUCCUUCCCGCUCAAAUAAUAUAUACAUAUCUCACUGACAUUAACAUCUGAUUUCUCAAUGACUACAUGCUGAUAUUCUUUCAGAGGCUGGAGCCGGAGAAGAAAAGGAUAAUUUAUGGAGGACGGCGCAGGAAGAGGUUUGGAAUGCCAGAAGAUUAUGGAUGGGAAGGCGAAUGAUGGGAAUGGCUCAGAGAAGGCUAUUCCUUCUUGUUGCUUUAAGGCUAGAGCUUCUGCACCUGAGCUUGAUGCAAAAUGCCAUUCUACUGUUGUUUCUGGGUGGUUCUCAGAAUCUCAUUCUUGCUCUGGCGAAGCUAGUAAAAGGGUCUACUUCAACAACCCAAUGUGGCCUGGAGAAGUACAUUCAUUGGAAGUCAAGAACAUUUUGUACGAGGGAAAGUCAGAGUACCAAGAGAUCUUGGUUUUUCAGUCAUCUACUUAUGGAAAAGUGCUUGUUCUUGAUGGCAUUGUCCAGUUGACUGAGAAAGAUGAGUGUGCCUACCAGGAGAUGAUAACUCAUCUUCCUCUUUGUUCGAUUCCAUCACCCAAAUCUGUUCUGGUUGUUGGUGGUGGUGAUGGUGGGGUUCUUAGAGAAAUUUCUCGCCACAGCUCUGUCGAGCUCAUUGAUAUCUGUGAGAUAGAUAAGAUGGUUAUAGAUGUGUGUAAGGAGUAUUUUCCAGAAUUAUCUGUUGGAUUUGAGGACCCUCGUGUCCGACUACAUGUAGGUGAUGCUGUGGAAUUUCUUCAUCUUGCUCCAGAAGGGAAGUAUGAUGCAAUUAUUGUUGAUUCAUCAGACCCCGUAGGUCCAGCUAAAGAGCUUGUGGAGAAGCCCUUUUUUCAGACAAUAGCUAAAGCAUUAAGGCCUGGUGGAGUCCUUUGUAAUAUGGCAGAAAGUAUGUGGCUUCAUACACAUCUUAUUGAGGAUAUGAUCACUGUUUGCUGUGAGAUAUUCAAGGGUUCUGUCCACUAUGCCUGGGCAAGUGUUCCAUCAUAUCCAAGUGGUGUGAUUGGAUUUCUCCUAUGCUCUACAGAGGGGCCACCUGUUGAUUUCUUGAAUCCUGUCAAUCCUAUAGAGAAGUUAAAAGGAGCCGUCAAAUAUAAGAGGGAACUUAGGUUCUAUAACUCAGAGAUCCACUCAGCUGCAUUUGCAUUGCCAACAUUUUUGAAGAGGGAGGUGAGAUUGCUUUGCGAUUCUCCAAUGCUAGCAAAAGGAAUCAACAUUUCAUAAUCUGGUGGCUCUGCUUGUAAGAAUUUUAUGAUGAGUGGAAAUAUUUGUUAAUGGGGCCUAGAUUCUAGGCUGGUAUUAAACAUAUAGUUGCACGGGCAACGAUCUUAUUGGUUGUCAUAUAUUAUGGUUUCUAGGUACAUCUAACUAGUUGAUGAGUUAUUACCACACAAUGUUUUGGUGGAUGAUAGGAACAACCUCAUCUAGGGGAGUGAUGAAAAAUUGAUACUUUCAGUUAUAUCAAUGUAGAAUCUGAAGCCAGUGAUAAUAAAAUAUUAGUUAUAUGCUUCA